AUGUAUUUAAAACCACUAAAUGAACUUCCUUAUACUCGUGUUGUUGUUGAUGUACCAGAAGAAAUUAUAAAUAAUAAAAAUGUACCAGUUAAAACAAUAAAUGGAGAAGAUCCAUUUAAUAUUAUUCGAGAAUUUGGAAAGAAAUAUUUAGGACUAAAAUGUCCACAUGCACAAUUUACAGAAGCAAAAUCAGCAAUAAUGUUUGGAUCAUUGAAUGAAAUACCAUUAACAAAAGAAUAUUUAAAUACACCAAUAACAAUUAUAUGGGAAAAUGGAGAAAGUCUAACAAUUAAUUAUAAUAUAAUGAAAUUUAAUCCUAUGAAUCAGAAAUUCCAAGAAGUACUUGAAAGAAGUAAAAGAAGAGGAAUAAGAGAUGGAAUAAGAAUAGAAGAUUUUGAAGAAGGAAAUGAAAGAAAAAGAAUAAAACAAGAAAAUGAUGAAUAUAAACCUAAUUGUUCUGAAUAUAACGAAGAAAUAUGUUGUUUAACAACAAGUAACAAAGUAAAUACAUUGAUUGUAAAUACUUUUGAUGCUAUUUCUAAUGGGUACUAUUUUUUGGAUAAAUUAACUGAAUGUGUUGAUAAGUUUGAUUCAAAUGAUUAUCCAAUUCAAGUAAUAUUCCCAAAAAAUGGAGGAGAACUUAUAUUUUCUGAUUUAUUCAAACUUGGAGAAUGGUAUACAAAUCCAAGAAUUAUUAUGUAUGGAGAUGUUGAACAUAAUGUUACACAGCCAUCAAUUGAUGAAUUAGAAAAAAAGAUAUUAAUGAAAAAACCAAGAAAACCAACAGAAAUAGUAGUUUAUACCGAUUCAUAUUGUUAUUCAGCAUGUUCAUGGGUAACAAAAGGAUUAAAAGAAUGGGGAGGAGCUAUUCUUGUAGGAUUUGAUGGUGAUCCAUAUGGAAAAGAUGAAGAAUUUGAAGUAGGAUUAUCACCAUCUAAUAAUAUUCGUAGUAUUACUGAAAUAGAUUCAAAUAAUAUUUUUAAACAAUAUGGAUAUAAAUUGGGAUUAACUGUUAGAGAAACAUGCAGAUUUAAUUAUAAUUACAAUGAAACAAUUCCAAGAGAAUUUUUAACAGAUAUUAUAGAUGAAAGAGUGAAUAUUUAUCAAUUCUCAAACGAUAAUAUAAAAGAAUUUGAAGAAGAAACAAAGAAAAUAGUAGAGAAAUAUAAAACGAAAUGUAAUCCAAAGAAUAAAAGAUUAGUUAAAAGAGAUGAAAAAUGUGAUGAAGAAAUUAAUAAAAAGCAUUGA
Molecule: messenger RNA, 1248 nt
Organism: Entamoeba histolytica HM-1:IMSS
Lineage: Eukaryota; Evosea; Mastigamoebida; Endamoebidae
Exons: 2
Coding region: 1-1248 (415 amino acids)
Source: RefSeq, a predicted model, not a curated record